AUGUCCCCCAUUCUUCCUUAUGCCGCCUCGCUCGUUGCUCGAUGGACUGCCGCAGACUACAUUUCCAACGCGCAAGCUGGAUUUCAAGGCCUGCAAGGAUGGUACAACGAGGCUACGGGUCUUUAUGACACGUGCGGCUGGUGGAACGGUGCCAAUGACCUCACUGCCAUCGGAGAUCUCGCCAAGGUGGAUUCAAGCAUCGUUGACCAGGUCACGACCAUCUUUGCCAACAGUUAUUCAGUCACUCCUGCCCAGAACCCUCAGCCACUGAGCCCUGGUGAUCACAAUUCUGCUGAUCCAAUCGCGUGGUGUGAUCACUGUUACGAUGACAAUGGUUGGUGGGCACUGGCUUGGAUCAAUGCGUAUGAUAUCACAAACAAUCAAGACUACUUGACCCUCGCGCAAGGUAUCUUUGAUCAGAACAUGGUCAAGGGUGGACCUUCCAAUUGCUCCAAUGGUGGUAUCGUAUGGUGCGACUACAACCCUUACGUCAACGCCAUUGCCAAUGAGCUCUACUUGUCUGUCUCGGCUCAUCUUGCCAACCGAGUCGCCGAGUCUGACAGAGCACACUACACCACUAUUGCUCAGGAUCAGUGGACUUGGUUCCAGAAAUCCGGUCUCAUCAACCCUCAAAAUCUUAUCAACGACGGUCUGGAGGCAAACUGCACCAACACCUACAAGCGGACCAUCUGGAGCUACAAUCAGGGAGUCAUACUCGGAGGCCUUGUGGAGCUAAACAAAGCUGCACCUGACUCGUCGCUCUUGGACAGCGCCAACACUCUCGCCAAGGCCUCCAUCGGCUACCUCGCUGAUUCGAAUCAAAUCAUUCACGAUGUCUGUGAACCAGAUUGCGCCCCAGAUGCUACACAAUUCAAGGGUAUUUACAUCCGAAAUCUCGCAGCACUGUACCAGGCCUCACCUUCCUCGCUUCUCCAAAGCGUACUCACUGCUAACGCCAACAGCAUCUGGAACAAUGACAGGAUCACAUCCAAUAAUACGUUCGGUGUUGACUGGGCGGUUUUGGAGGAAGGAACCGUCGUCCGGAAUGGCAUUGUCAAGGGAGAGACCGACGCCAGUACAUCGGGAUCAGCGUUGGACGGUCUCGUUGGAGGCAUCAUUGCCAGCAGCUAA
Kockovaella imperatae is the source of this 1131-nucleotide messenger RNA. Its product is annotated as putative glycosyl hydrolase. Gene Ontology annotation, biological process: carbohydrate metabolic process. The record is from RefSeq and is a predicted model, not a curated record. NCBI's taxonomy places the organism in Eukaryota, Fungi, Basidiomycota, Tremellomycetes, Tremellales, Cuniculitremaceae. The transcript is spliced from 2 exons. Bases 1 to 1131 code for a protein of 376 amino acids.